AUGACACCGUACGACCAAGAUGCAGACGAACAUGAGCCAUUCAACGGUAAAAGCAGUCAUCGAUCAUCAGCUGUGUCUCUGUACUUAACGGCUAACUCCUCUCUCACGGAGAAUCGGAAUGAACGCCUCUCGCUGGUUGCAGCAGACCUAGAGCCUGAGCUCAUACGAUAUGAAGAACGAAAUGGAGAUGAGCACGUAAAUGAUGCAGGAACAAGUGCUAGCUCAGAAAUGCAUUUUUGUUCCAUGCAACUUCAUGUUCUGCUCGCCGUUGUGCUGGUAGUUUUUAUUUUUCUGAUUUUGGUCCUCACCAUUCUGAUAAUUGUAUCGCGGCUGAACUCAGAAAACGAUGACUGUGAUGAAGAAGGCACUAAAAAAGUGUUGUGAUGUGCGGAGAUGAAUAAACGUGCUUUUGGCUCAAAAAGGUAAGUAAAAGUGAAUUAUAGGUG
Messenger RNA from Vavraia culicis subsp. floridensis, 446 nucleotides. RefSeq lists its product as uncharacterized. The coding region runs from base 1 to 384 and encodes 127 amino acids. Lineage: Eukaryota; Fungi; Microsporidia; Pleistophoridae. The record is from RefSeq and is a predicted model, not a curated record. The transcript has a single exon.